This is a messenger RNA of Morus notabilis, 531 nucleotides long. RefSeq names its product mavicyanin. Bases 1 to 531 code for a protein of 176 amino acids. The record is from RefSeq and is a predicted model, not a curated record. Lineage: Eukaryota; Viridiplantae; Streptophyta; Magnoliopsida; Rosales; Moraceae. Gene Ontology annotation, cellular component: plasma membrane. Gene Ontology annotation, molecular function: electron transfer activity. The transcript has 2 exons.
AUGGCAUCAUUUUCAUCCUCCAAGCUACUCUUCUCCGUCCUCUUCCUCUCCGCCUUCAUGUUCCUCUCCAUAAGUUGCACUCAAUUCGAAGUCGGCGGCGAAAACGGAUGGAAGAGUCCCAAGUCCAAAAGUGACCAAGAUGAGUUCAAUCAAUGGGCAUCAAAGAAUAGGUUCAUCGUUGGUGAUUCUCUCCAUUUCAAGUAUGCAAAGGACUCAGUCUUGGAGGUGACUGAAGAGGAGUAUGGGAAAUGCCAUUCCUCGCAUCCCGAUUUCUUCUCCAACAACGGCAACACCGUCUUCAAUCUCAACCGAUCGGGCUUGUUCUACUUCGUUAGCGGCAUCUCGGGGCACUGCGAGAGAGGGCAGAAGUUGGUCGUAAAAGUUUUGGAGCCUGCAAACCCACCUGAGCAGCCCCCAAGCCAGAAUUCAACAACAGAGAAAUCUCAAGCCAUUGCUAUUGGGACCUUUGCCAUUUCUUCACCAACUAUUGUGUUCUUUUUGUUGUCUUUCAUUGGAGUCCUUUUUGCUUAA